UAAGGUCUAAGGUACAUAUAUAAAAAUCCCGACAUCUUUCAAUUGUAUUUUAAAACAUAAAAACCAUUAAACUUGAAACAUCAUGUACUUUAUAAUAUUAUUGAUGUGUUGUUCUGAUAUAAAUGGUGCCUUAAUUUCUUCUUCUACUGAAGUGAUACAAGAUACGAGUAGUGAUGAUAGCAUUUAUAGCAAAUUGUUGACAAAAAAUCGCAUAAUAGAAGAUGAAGCUUCAGUAUAUACAGAUAAAGUACCUGAUUAUGGUUCAAUAUUAUCAAAUUAUGGUUCACAUUAUAUGGGGAAUCCGCAGUAUCUUAAAGACUUCAGAAAUGCCCGGCAUGGAAACUACAAGAAUUCACCUAUAAUAACUCCUAAACAUGUAGGAGAUGAUUUACAUCAUUACAGUAAUGUAUUCUAUGAUGACGGUUCAUAUAUGCCUCAUUUAGUUAUUCAAAAAUACUAA
Sitophilus oryzae (rice weevil) is the source of this 460-nucleotide messenger RNA. RefSeq lists its product as uncharacterized. Bases 83 to 460 code for a protein of 125 amino acids. NCBI's taxonomy places the organism in Eukaryota, Metazoa, Arthropoda, Insecta, Coleoptera, Curculionidae. The transcript has 2 exons. The record is from RefSeq and is a predicted model, not a curated record.